UGUUCCUAUAUUCUAAACACUAACUUGGUUCACCUGUUUCGCCUUCACCAGACCACAUUAUAUUUUAUAAUCCCACAGUCCACAAUUUUACUGAAAUGACAAAACAAAGGGAUUAAAAUAAUAAGAAGCCUCAGAGCAUCUCCUUUCCUUUAUAAAUCACAAUCUCAUGCAUCUGAUCAAACACAACUACCAAACCUUAUUCCCAUUUUCUCUGAACCCAAACACGGCCAAAAUGGUCUUCCUAGAAACUGUUCAAACUACUCCUAAAUCCACUGAACAGUCUUCAAGUCCCCGGAUUUCUUUCUCUUCUGAAUUCCUCGAUGAGAAGAAUUUCAUCUCCAUUAGCCCAAAUCCCCUGGGCGAGAAAGAUGAAGAAAUGGAGAUGGAUAAAGCAAGAAAUGCAGAAUUCGAGUUCUUAUCAAGCAAUAUGAGUAGCCAUACAAUGCUAACUGCAGACGAGCUUUUCUUUGAAGGGAAGCUCCUUCCCUUCUGGCAAAUACAGCAUGCAGAAAAGCUUAAUAAGAUCAGUCUCAAAGUGAAAGACACAAAGGCAGAAGAAGAGGUGGAAAAGGAGAGGAAUACAAGGGUAAGUUGGUUUGUUGAUGAUGACCCAUCUCCAAGGCCACCAAAGUGCACUGUUUUAUGGAAAGAGCUAUUAAGGUUGAAGAAACAACGUGCUUCCUCUUUAUCACCAUCUUCUUCCUCAUCAUCUUCGUCUUCUUCUAGCUCCCUUGCCGACAUAACUACACAAGAUGAAGGGAAGCAUGGCUCGAGGAACAUAGAGAAGCAUGUAAAGAGGAUAAAGAAAGGAUUGGAGAGGACAAGAUCAGCUAGUUUUAGAAUAAGGCCUAUGAUUAAUGUGCCGAUUUACACACAGGUAAAGAGCACUUCCUUGCCACCUCUGUUUCCACUCAAGAAGGGAAGACUAGAGAGGUGAAGAGAGAAAUUAGCAGCUGAAGUUCCAUUUGGUCUCUGCAGAGUUGUUCUACAUAUGUUCAUCACUCUCAUUUCUUUUCUUUUCUUUUUUUCUUUUCAUUAGAUAUAUAUAUUCUUCUCUGUUUUCGAGUUUAGAUUAAUGUUAAUUAUGGUGGAUCCUUGUGGAUUUGAAGUGUGGACAACGUAAAUGCUGGCUAUUUUUGCUUGUCGGAUGAUAUUAGCAUUAAUUUUAGUUGCAUAUUCCCUUUUCUAUCA
Molecule: messenger RNA, 1191 nt
Organism: Carya illinoinensis
Lineage: Eukaryota; Viridiplantae; Streptophyta; Magnoliopsida; Fagales; Juglandaceae
Exons: 1
Coding region: 167-937 (256 amino acids)
Source: RefSeq, a predicted model, not a curated record